Messenger RNA from Lolium rigidum, 525 nucleotides. RefSeq names its product peptidyl-prolyl cis-trans isomerase. Gene Ontology annotation, molecular function: peptidyl-prolyl cis-trans isomerase activity. Lineage: Eukaryota; Viridiplantae; Streptophyta; Magnoliopsida; Poales; Poaceae. Gene Ontology annotation, biological process: protein peptidyl-prolyl isomerization; protein folding. The transcript has a single exon. Bases 1 to 516 code for a protein of 171 amino acids. The record is from RefSeq and is a predicted model, not a curated record.
AUGGCGAACCCGCGGGUCUUCUUCGACAUGACGGUCGGCGGCGCGCCGGCGGGCCGCAUCGUGAUGGAGCUGUACGCGGACACGGUGCCGCGGACCGCCGAGAACUUCCGGGCCCUCUGCACGGGCGAGAAGGGCGUGGGCAAGCUCGGCAAGCCGCUGCACUUCAAGGGCAGCGCCUUCCACCGCGUCAUCCCCGACUUCAUGUGCCAGGGCGGCGACUUCACCAAGGGCAACGGCACCGGCGGCGAGUCCAUCUACGGCGAGAAGUUCGCCGACGAGAAGUUCGCGCGCAAGCACACGGGCCCCGGGGUCCUCUCCAUGGCCAACGCGGGCCCCAACACCAACGGGUCCCAGUUCUUCAUCUGCACCGUCGCCUGCCCCUGGCUCGACGGCAAGCACGUCGUCUUCGGCCAGGUCGUCGACGGCAUGGACGUCGUCAAGGCCAUCGAGAAGGUCGGCUCCCGCAGCGGCACCACCUCCAAGCCCGUCGUCAUCGCAGACUGCGGCCAGCUCUAGAUCUGCCGU